Talaromyces proteolyticus is the source of this 1428-nucleotide messenger RNA. Its product is annotated as tRNA-splicing endonuclease subunit sen34. NCBI's taxonomy places the organism in Eukaryota, Fungi, Ascomycota, Eurotiomycetes, Eurotiales, Trichocomaceae. Bases 84 to 1001 code for a protein of 305 amino acids. Gene Ontology annotation, biological process: tRNA splicing, via endonucleolytic cleavage and ligation; tRNA-type intron splice site recognition and cleavage. The record is from RefSeq and is a predicted model, not a curated record. The transcript is spliced from 2 exons. Gene Ontology annotation, cellular component: tRNA-intron endonuclease complex. Gene Ontology annotation, molecular function: nucleic acid binding; tRNA-intron lyase activity.
UAUUUUUUCACGAUCAACCUUAGUUGUUCGUGCAAAGAUUCAUGAUAAUAAAAAAGUAGUUUCCUAGCCUGCUGGCCAUCAAAAUGGCUACUGUGCCAGAUCUCCCUAUCCCCAUCUCCUUCAUUUCUGGCCGCCACCUCCUAUUUUCCGCCGAUGCUGUCACGUAUCUGCGGAGGGAGCACAAUAUCUGCGGUGUUCUCAUGGGCACACUACCACAUGUCCCUCAACAAAAUGUCUUCCUAGGUCUUCCCUUGCAACUUAUGCCCGAGGAAGCACGGCUCUUGGUGGAGCAGGGAGUAGCCCGUAUUGUUGAUGAAGCCAAGAACCAGAAUAAUGGCGUUCAAUCGCUCAUUGAAGCAGACAAGCGCCGAUACUUUGCAAAUUUAGAAAAAGAAGGGCUCGACCUAUCACAUGCUUUGCUUGACAAAAAGGAAGCCCACCGUGAAGUCGCAUUGAGAAAACAAGCGCAACGGAACAAGGCAAAGACUAAGGCCAAGGCCGAGAUUCCUGAUGACGCUCUUCUUGAUCAUGAAGCGGAGGAUGACAGUCUCUUUGGACCAGGCCAUCGCGCGAAAAGUCCAUCCUCAUCGUCUACAGCUUCAUCAAGCCUGGGUUUUGCGAUGGCUAUCACGCCAGCAACAACCUUUCCACUAAUUCCCUACCAGGCACCAGAAAAAUACACUAUGCCCCUACCAACGGUACCAUCUUCUUACCCUGUCUAUGCACAUCUGCAUUCACGCGGGUUUUUCCUCACCCCGGGACUGCGAUUUGGAUGCCAAUACACAGCAUACCCCGGCGAUCCGUUACGGUUUCAUUCGCAUUUCUUAGUAGUUGGAGCUGAAUGGGACGAGGAGAUCGAUUUGAUGGAAAUCGUCUCAGGCGGUCGACUAGGAACUGGAGUUAAAAAGGGAUAUCUGUUUGGCGGUGCCGAGCCAGGGGACCCCGCAGAUGAUGCUACCUCUAAUGUUCGCACUUUUAGCAUUGAAUGGGCAGGCAUGUGAGGUAUAUUGUGGCGACUGAUAAUCAAUUCAUAUUCCUUUUGCUGGAACGCGAAGGGGUCAUCCUGACUCAACCUACCUUGUUACAACAAAGUUGGUUUAUUGGAUAGCAUUCUCGGCCGGGUUCAUAGUGCCACCUGGUGAAGACUGAAGUGCAAAGUACUUGAUGCAGUACAAAUUCCGCGCUCUUCUUACCAGUGGUCUUCGCUGUCUACAGCCAUUCUCGAAAGAAUGUUUAUAUUGAGAGAUAAAUCUCAAUCGCAGCCUCGUGGGAAACCACAGUCCCGAUUCAGUGUCAGAUUGAUUGCUAGAAUACAUCAAUCUGGCGUAGUGCGUGGUCAACUAUGGCCAUACACACCGCGGUGCCUAGGGAAGAAAGAGAAGAAAUACAAGCAAAUUUGCUUAGUUUAUUAAUGCAAUCUAUAUGGAA